Perognathus longimembris pacificus (Pacific pocket mouse) is the source of this 903-nucleotide messenger RNA. Its product is annotated as protein lifeguard 2-like. The transcript is spliced from 9 exons. The record is from RefSeq and is a predicted model, not a curated record. Lineage: Eukaryota; Metazoa; Chordata; Mammalia; Rodentia; Heteromyidae. Gene Ontology annotation, cellular component: membrane. The coding region runs from base 1 to 903 and encodes 300 amino acids.
AUGGACUUGGAGGUCAGGGAGACAACAGACGUUAGUUUGGGAGAUCACCUGGCUCAAAAAGGAGAAGAUAAAGAUACCCAAGUCCAAUCUGCUCAGCCCUACAUGUCUUCACAUCAAGACAGGACACAAGACACUAGAGGGAGACCAUAUUUACAGGCUACUAAGCAUACAAAUGUGUAUGUAAUACACAUUUCAGAAGAGAGAAACUCAAAUGAGAACAAUAAUGCAACCAGUCCAUUCUCAGAUGCAUCUAUUCGCAGAGCCUUCAUUAUAAAAGUGUUCCUCAUCGUGUGCAUUCAGCUGUUAGUCACUGCCAUAGUCAUCAGCAUUUUUCUUUUCUGGAACGAUUUAAGGGUAUGGGUAUUGGCAAACCCUUGGUUCACCUAUGCAUUCCUCCCAGCCUUCUUUAUUAUACUGAUUUUACUUGCUUGCUGUGAGCAUCUCCGCCGUCAGGUGCCUACAAAUUACAUUCUCCUGGGAUUGUUUACAGUUCUUCAAGGUCUGCUGCUAGGCACCAUAUCAGUUUUCUUUGACGUCGAAGAAGUGUUAUGGGCCGCAGGAAUAACCUCUAUGGUGACCAUAGGGCUCACUUUAUUUGCUCUACAAACAAAAUGGGACUUUACCUUGCUAAAUGGAGUGCUGUUUGUUUUCCUCUGUAUUCUUAUGCUCUACGGAAUUAUCUUAAUCUUCAUACGCUCUUAUUGGCUGCAUCUCCUGUAUGCUGCACUUGGUGCUCUGGUCUUCUCCCUCUACUUGGUGGUGGAUGUGCAAAUUAUGGUGGGAGGCCGCCAUCAUUACUCCCAGCUGGACCCUGAAGAGUAUGUUUUUGCUGCCCUGAACAUCUACUUGGACAUUGUCAACCUUUUCCUUUUUAUUUUGCAACUAAUUGGAAUGGGGAGGUAG